AUGGCUAACCCAAGAGGGGAAUGCAAAGCCAUAACUCUAAGAAGUGGGAAGGUUGUAGAGAAAGGAACCCCAAGCAAAGAUAAUCAUGAAGGGGUUGCACCAAAACUUGGGAAUGAGGAUGAAGGGGAGAUUCCAGCUUCACCUCCACCAAAAGCAGUUUUGAAGCCCUAUGUGCCAAAGUCACCAUACCCGCAAAGUCUGAGAAAAGAUGGGAAGGAUGGCCAGUUCUCUAAGUUCCUAGAGAUCUUUAAGAGGCUCCAAAUCAACAUACCAUUUGCUGAGGCAUUAGAACAAAUGCCAUUCUAUGCCAAGUUCUUGAAGGAGCUUAUAACUAAAAAGAGGAACUGUAAGGCAAAAGAAACCAUAGUAUUGACUGAGGAGUGCAGCUCCAUCAUACAGAAGAAGUUGCCUCAAAAGCUAAAGGACCUAGGGAGUUUUCAAAUCUCCUACAUCAUAGGGGACAUCACUAUUGAGAAAGCUUUGUGUGAUUUGGAAGCUAACAUAAAUCUUAUGUCCCUAAGUAUGAUGAGAAGGAUGAAGAUUGAAGAAGCCAAGCCAACAAGAAUAGCACUCCAAUUGGCUGACAGAACAUUUAAGUUUCCACAUGGGGUGGUGGAAGACUUGCUAGUGAAAGUAGGAGAAUUCAUCUUCCCUGCUGAUUUCGUUGUGCUAGACAUGGAAAAAGAGGCCAAACGUCAAUUAUCCUAG
Molecule: messenger RNA, 708 nt
Organism: Arachis stenosperma
Lineage: Eukaryota; Viridiplantae; Streptophyta; Magnoliopsida; Fabales; Fabaceae
Exons: 1
Coding region: 1-708 (235 amino acids)
Source: RefSeq, a predicted model, not a curated record